AUGCCGCUGCUGCCACCCCCCAGGCCACCGCUUCCCCACUUCUCCUGGCACGGUAUGCCGGCCCAGGAUUCACCAACAGCCCCAUGCCUGAGGCACUGCCUCUGCCCACCGCAAGCCUCCUCAUGCUGGACGGCCUGCGUCGGCAGCUCGUGCUGUGAGCCACCUUCCUCAUCGUGCGCUCCCCCUGCCCCUCUGGCACAUCCCCCAUACUGGGAUGACGCCACCCCCUUGCCCCCCCAUCAGUGGAACGUUCCUUUCUGCCGGGCAGGAUCCGCAUACUAUUUCUCUCUCUCGGAUAUUUGCUUAGCCUCCCCUUCAGCACUCCAACCGCUGAGAAAGCAUGGCCGUUCGGGCGUGUUUAAAUUGCCUGGCCAAUGCCCACCCUCUUCGGAGUCGUUACCCCCUACCCCCCCGUGUGGAGACCCGGUUGCCCUCGGGCAGCACCACCCACACACCUUGUCUCUCUCUCCCACCACCUCCCUGCGAUUGUGUCGCUGGCAGUGA
This is a messenger RNA of Auxenochlorella protothecoides, 504 nucleotides long. RefSeq lists its product as hypothetical. The record is from RefSeq and is a predicted model, not a curated record. Lineage: Eukaryota; Viridiplantae; Chlorophyta; Trebouxiophyceae; Chlorellales; Chlorellaceae. The coding region runs from base 1 to 504 and encodes 167 amino acids. The transcript has a single exon.